Daktulosphaira vitifoliae (grape phylloxera) is the source of this 5482-nucleotide messenger RNA. Its product is annotated as cytosolic carboxypeptidase Nna1-like. The transcript has 13 exons. Bases 278 to 2287 code for a protein of 669 amino acids. The record is from RefSeq and is a predicted model, not a curated record. NCBI's taxonomy places the organism in Eukaryota, Metazoa, Arthropoda, Insecta, Hemiptera, Phylloxeridae. Gene Ontology annotation, biological process: proteolysis. Gene Ontology annotation, molecular function: metallocarboxypeptidase activity; zinc ion binding.
GUAGAAAUAAUUUUCGUCUUAGGAGAUAUUAACCCCCUAAUAUAGUUCGGUCAAUACGUCAAUUCUUCAAUAAUAACACGUCAUCAGCUGACAAUCUGCAAUGAUAAGCCGUAUGAUGUAUUUAUUCGACAUACACCAAAUACCUUUGUUACUUUUAGCACUCAUAGACACUAACUACUGAAAACUAACCACAAAAAUUAACUUGCAUAUCGAUUACCGGUGUUACCCGUAGUAACGUUUUAUAUUUGUUUGUAAAAGAAUUCUUGGAGUUCGGAAUAUGGCAGAGGAAGGAACGGACGUUGACGUUGCGACACAGGUCAGAAAUUUGCAAGCAUCACUUUUUCCCGUAUGUUCCAAAGGGUCUUUGUUUAAUCAUUUAUUGGAUCGAACAAUAAAAAACGAAAGAUUGAUACUAGAUCAAAAUAGUGAUAUCAAAUCAAAUAUACGAGACGUCAGGGAAGUUUUUCCUUUAAUGAAAGAAGUAGACUGUCCUUAUCAAGCUGCAAGAUGGCCAGUGGAAUGUCAGGUGGUGGACGAAUCUGUAUCACUUGUUUAUCAUACAGAAGUCAACCGAAGGUCAGAAAAAGAAUUAUUGUAUCAAUUUACGGGCAAGGAAAUUCAGCCUAAACAAGUUGGCGAGGAAUCUGGAGAAGUGGUGUAUAAAUACUAUCCAAUAAGUAGCAUCAAUUAUUUUUGUCGGUCAUCUGUUGGGGGUAGUACGUGUACUCAAUUAAAUGAUGUCAUCAUAGAUGCUACAGACUUAUUAUUUGAGUCUCGAUUCGAGUCUGGAAAUUUAGCAAAAGCAGUGAAAAUAACAGGGACGUAUUAUGAACUUUCACUUCGGCCUGAUAUGUAUACCGACCGUCAUACGCAAUGGUUCUAUUUUCGGGUUAAAAAUACUAGAAAAAACAUAAAAUAUAGAUUUUCAAUUGUCAACAUGUACAAAUCAGAAAGUUUAUUCACUGCUGGUAUGAGACCACUGAUGUAUUCAACAAUUGAGGCCAGUCAAGGGAAAACUGGCUGGAGACGUUGUGGUGAAAAUAUUGCAUAUUACCUUAAUGAUGGACAAAAUGGAGAUAGUACUGAAGAGAACCCUAGAUAUAUAUUAUCUUUCCAAUUAGAAUUUCUUCAUGAUGAUGAUCAAGUAUAUUUGGCAUACAGUUACCCCUACACGUAUUCGGACCUACAAGAGUAUCUAAUAAAGCUCAAGGAUGAUCCAGUUAAAUCUUCUUUUACCAAACUCCGUGUGUUGUGUAAAUCAUUAGCUGGAAACAAUGUUCACUACUUGACGGUUACUGAACCCUGUCGUGAUCAAGAAGACCAAAAAGAAAAACAAGUGAUUGUUGUUACAGCACGUGUUCAUCCCUCAGAAACCCCAUCAUCUUGGAUGAUGAAAGGGUUAAUUGAUUUUUUAACUGCAGAUACGCCUCAAUCAAGAGAGCUUAGAAACCGCUUCAUUUUUAAAUUGAUACCAAUGUUAAAUCCUGAUGGUGUAAUAGUAGGCAACAGUCGGUGUUCGUUAAAUGGUCGAGAUUUGAAUCGUCAGUACCGAAGUGUCAUUCGAGAUGCUCAUCCAGUUAUUUGGCACACUAAGCUCAUGUUGAAAAGACUUAUCGAGGAACGACGUGUGACAAUGUUUUGUGAUUUUCAUGCUCAUUCCCGAAAAAUGAAUGUGUUCGUUUAUGGAUGCGAAGGAAAAGGCCGAGAUGGUAGUCGUCUUCGAGAACAAAUAUUUCCUUUGAUGUUACAUAAAAAUACCCCGGAAAAAUUUUCUUUUGAAGAUUGUAAUUUUAGUGUACAGCGUUCUAAAGAAAACACAGCUAGAGUAGUUGUUUGGCUUAUGGGCGUUGAAAAUAGUUACACCAUGGAAGCAUCGUUUUGUGGUUCUUCGUUAUCUGGCACUAGGGCUCAAACACAUUUUAAUUACAAAGACUUUGAAGAUAUGGGUAAAACAUUUUGCGAGACUUUGUUAGACUAUUACAGCAAUCAUCCACACAAUGAGCGAAUGAAACUUAAAAUAUGCAGUAGACUCAUGGAAAAAGGAUCGAAUGCAGAACAACCAAAAAAUGUUGAAGUAUCAGAUUAUACAAGUGAUGAAAGCUCAUCUAGUUUAUGUGAAGAAUUUUUAGUUGGUGUUUCAAAAGUUAAUGUUAUGAUGAAUGAAGUUAAUGAUUCUUCUACACCCCCUAUACCAAUCGUAGUGGUUCCACCUAGCACACCAGUUAAACAUCGAAAAACAAGAAGAAGAAAAAGAAGAAAAUCAAAAUCGAUUAACUAUAGUAAAUAGCUAUGGCUAAUUAAACUAAAAUGAACCAAAAGUGUGGAUUUUUAAGCCCUUUUCAGAAUUUGUUUGGAACACUAUAUUUAUUUCUUCUUUUUCCAAUCACAACUACUUGGGGUAGGUCACUCGUAAGUCACCUUUCUGUCUCAUUGAAAUUUUCUUAUCCCACAUAAUACCAGACGCAUCUUUCCACUUUACCCAUCUACACUCAAUCCUAUAUAUCAAAUAAUUGUUAAUGCCACUGUUCUUUUGUAAACAUGACCAUAAAUAUUUAAAAAAAUAACAAGAUUAAAAGUAACACUUCCAAUUAAAACAAUCAAGAAUGAUUGUAGGCCAUUUAUAUAGUCCAUUCCAAAAAGCAAUCAGAUUUUUUUACGGAUAAAAAUUGAUAAUUUGUUUUUCAGAACAUUCAUUUUUAAUUAAUUGGUUGAAAUUUUCUCUGCAUAAACUUUGUUGUUAUGUAAAAUAAGAGGAGGUAAUUAGGUUUUCUUAAAUGAAAAUAAUUUACAAUAGAACAAUCAAUAAAUUCGAGAUCUUACGAGAAAAGCGUGUAUUAUCGAAUGAGCAUUUGUAUAAGUGAUAUGAAGAAAUCAAAAAUUUUGAGCAGUCUUUAGUAGACAGUAUUCUUGUCUCUGUCUGUAGAGUUUUUGACGUAAUAGAUUGAAUAUAAUAAUUAUUAUUAAUAAUAAUUAAUUAUUAAUUAAUCACGAAUUCUCUAUAAUCAGUAAAAUUAAAUAAGUGCAGAAAUGAGACAUAUCCAUAACAUAUUGCGUUUCGCCAUUUAACAAUUAUUAAACUUAAUGUUUUUUUACAUUAGCGACUAAAGGAUGUGUUUCAUUUUCACAUUCAUUAUUCCUCAGUGUGUAAAGAAAUAAAUUGUGUUAUAAAAUACAUUUGCUAUAAAUUGUGCAUGACCCUUUACUGAACUCAUCAAUUUAUAUACUCUACCUUUUACUAAUCCUUUCUUCAUGGGCUAAUUUCCACACCUCAAACCUUUGGUUAUCUUCCUUUAUAUAUCCUCCUGUCAACUAUUUUAUCAGCAAACAACAUACACCACGGUACGUCUUCUUAUAUUUCGUUAGUAAUAAGCUAGGAAAGCACUAUACCUCAUCGAGCAUUAAACCCAUUUAUAAUAAUUGUAUAUAGUGAGCAAACUUAAUUUUUUUUGGAAGGCUCGUUAUAUAUCUAUUGUAAUGCAGUUAUAGUUAGAUCUAUAAUGAAAUUUAUUAUUUUUUAUGUAUUUUAUAAUUACAUUAUUUAUCUUCGUUUUUUCUUACGUUUAAUAUUACUAUUACCUAUUUUCUACAGUGAUGGAUGGAAUUACUAAAAUAAAAAUAGGAAGGUAGUUCAGAACACAAUAUUUAAAUAAUUUGAAUAACCAUUCAAAAUAAUAUUUAGUAAUAAACUCAUAUAGCAAAUAAAUAAUAAAUGAUACUUUUUUAAAUAAAUUUAAAAUUCUAGUUUUAGUAUAAUUUAACCUUUUGUAAAAGCUUAAAUUUGAAAAUUGGAAGUUGAUAAUUCACGAUUGCCAUUAUAUUUUAAAUGAAAUGAAAGAGAUUAUUCUGUUUCAUUUAUAUAUAUAUAUAUAAUAUAAUAUUUUCCUUUUCGUCGGGGAUGCCCUGUAAAUUGGUACUCAGAAUAGGCCAACAGUAACUCCUGCUUAUCAUAAGAGACGAUUAAUAGGAGGUAGAGGAGGAAUCAGUAACCGCUACUACUGACCAUUGGCGAUGUCUGAAUCAGAACUAACGACAAUGGAAGGAUUUGGUGCAGAUAGCUUAAAUAUCUUCUAAGAACUGACCCAUCAAUUGCGAUACAGAAAGCCAGAGGAACCUUCUGCAUUAUAUUUACUAAGUAUAAUGAUUUUUGAUAAUGAAUAAUGUAGAGUUAAAAAAUUCCUUUUUUUUAAACUAUUAUAUAUAAAAUAAAAAAGAGAAUAAUUGAUACAUAAAAUGUGGGAUCCCUAAAGAUAUAUGGAAUAUUAGAAAAUAUUAAGUUGGAAAUGAAGCAUUAUAAUAUUGACUUACUAGUCAUAAAUGAGAUAAAAUGGCCUGGUCAAAGUGAUUUUUGAUUAAUUUUUGCUAGACAUGACAAUAAGACGCAGGGGUAGGUAUACUUAUGAAUAAAAUCACGGGAAAAAGUGUUACCACCGUAGUUCAAUACAAUAUUAGAAUAUUUGAUAUUAAUAUGGAAACAAAUCUUGUUAACACCUUUAUUAUACAAGUAUAAAUGCCUAUCUCAAGUCACGGAGACGACGAAAUUGAGGAAAUAUAUGAACAAAUUGACAAAGUUAUCAAAGGAGAAGGAUAAUAUAAAAAUAAUGGGGGACUGAAAUGCAGUUGCAGGAGAAACUCAAGAGCAGAGUAUUACAGGUGCUUUUGGGCUUGGAAAAAGAAAUCAAAGAGGCAAGAGACACUAUUCGAGUUUUGUAAAAAGCAAAACUUAAUAAUUACAAACACUAUUAUCACAGUCUAAGCGCAGAAGAUACACAUGAACUAUGCCAGAAACUGGAACCAGAUAUCAAUUAAAUUACAUCCUUGUGAGAAAAAGAUACCAAAAUCAAUUAACCCAAGCAAGUUUCCCUGGGCCAUACGGAUACAGUAUAUAGAAUAGUGCAGGUCAAACAGGCCUAAUAAAAAAAAAUUUUUUUUACUUCAAACAGAAUAAGUUUGGACAUCAGGAAAUCACUUAUAAAAAGCUUUGUAUGAAGUGUAGCUCUAUAUGGAGCAGAGACUUGGACAAUACUGAAGACUGAUAAAGCCAAAAUAGGAUCUUUUGAAAUAUGGUGUUGGAGAAGAAAGCUAUAAGUUUUAUGGACAGAAAAAAUAAAAAAUAUUGAGGUUUUUAGGUGAAUGAAUACACAAAAAUAAAUAUGGAUUAUGCUAAGAUUGAGAAGAAAAUCAUGGAUCGGACACGUAAAUUAUUGUGGUUAUCCUCAGAUAACCACAAUAAUAGAAGGAAAACCAGCGAAGAGGUAGGCCUAGAACUCCAUUUCUGAAACAAUUGAUAGAAAGUAUAGGAAUAGGAACAUACUGGGAGUUAAAGAAGGUUAUAAGUGGCAGAGAUGAAUGAAAAGAGACAUCAAUAAUCAUUUAACCAAUCUUCGGAUUGGAAAAAAAAAUAUGUAUAUUACGAUUUUUUUUAAAAUGAAUAAAUUUAUAAUUAAUGAUAAAUAAUUUAUAAGUUAAUAUUAGUGCAUAUUUU